CUCCCCGCCCACGUACUAAGCCGGUGAAGGUGAAGGUGAAAGCUUUAGUCUGCCGUUCCCGGGUGAUCGACUGUCUGCUUCUCAAUGGCUUCCCCCUCUAUCUUCUCCGCCGUUCCCCAGGCACCGCCUGUCGCAGUCUUCAAACUCACGGCAGAUUUCCGCGACGACAGCGAUCCCCGGAAGGUCAACCUAGGAGUGGGAGCUUAUCGCACUGAUGACUCCCAGCCUUGGGUCUUGCCGGUGGUGAAAAAGGUGGAGCAGAAGAUAGCAAACGAUCACUCUUUAAAUCACGAAUACCUGCCAAUUUUGGGGCUCCCCGAAUUCCGUUCCAGUGCUUCCAGAAUUGCUUUGGGGGAGGAAAGCCCAGCGUUCAAAGAGGCUCGGGUAGGCGGUGUGCAGUCCUUGGGUGGAACUGGAGCGCUGCGCAUUGGAGCAGAGUUUCUGAGACGCUGGUACAAUGGAACGAACAACACGGCGACUCCAAUCUACAUCUCUGCUCCUUCCUGGGAAAACCAUAAUGCUGUGUUCCUUGAUGCUGGAUUUAAGGACAUCCGUGCGUACCGCUACUGGGAUGCUGCUAAACGGGGACUUGACCUUCAAGGAUUGCUGCAGGAUUUAGAGAGUGCUCCAGAGCAUUCCAUCUUUGUUCUCCAUGCAUGUGCCCACAAUCCUACCGGGACAGAUCCCACCCCAGAUGAAUGGAAACAAAUCGCAGAGGUCAUGAAGAGGCGUUAUCUCUUCCCGUUUUUUGACUCUGCCUACCAAGGAUUUGCAUCUGGAAAUCUGGAUAAGGAUGCCUGGGCCGUGCGGUAUUUUGUGUCUCAGGGAUUCGAGCUGUUCUGUGCCCAGUCCUUCUCCAAGAACUUUGGUUUGUACAACGAGAGAGUGGGGAACCUUACCGUUGUGGGGAGAGACGGUGAAAAUGUGGCACGAGUGUUAUCUCAGAUGGAGAAGAUUGUGCGUACUACCUGGUCAAACCCUCCAUCGCAAGGCGCACGGAUUGUGGCAACCACUCUCAACACCCCCGAGCUGUUUGAUGAAUGGCGAGAUAACGUGAAGACGAUGGCAGAAAGGGUCCUGCUGAUGAGGGCAGAACUCAAAAAGAGACUGGAAGCUCUUAAAACUCCGGGCACUUGGAACCACAUCGUCGACCAAAUCGGAAUGUUCAGCUACACCGGGCUAAAUCCCAAGCAAGUCGAAUACCUCAUUAAAGAGAAGCAUAUCUACCUGAUGGCCAGCGGGCGCAUUAACAUGUGCGGUCUCACCACCAAGAACAUUGACUACGUAGCCCAGUCUAUUUAUGAAGCAGCCAACAUCCAGUAAAGAUAAACGGUGAUCCAAAAUUACAUUUCAGCUUGUGGUGUGUCGUAUGUGACUUUGUGUUCAGGUUUGAAUUUAUCCUCAUCCUUUUUUUAAUGGCUUUAAAAUGGAACAAAAUAUUCUGCAGGGAGACUUAUUACUCGUGAGCUCGUUUGUUUCAUGGUGCCCUGGGGCCGACGUCUUAACGGCUCAGGCGGUAUUUUGCACUUAAUAUUUUCCCGUUGAAAUCGGGAAGGAUUUGCCCAUGUCAGACCUUGUGCUUUUUAUGUAUAGCAGAUCGAACAUAAGACAUCUCAACACAGCACCCUCCUGAUGUAAAGUACAGCUCUGCCCUUAAUUGAAGGUGGUUUUGUAGAAAUGUAACACUCUUAAUCUUCUACUCGCUGAUCCAGAAAAUACGUAGCUUUAAGAAUCCAAAGGCUGAGCCUGGGAACACAACGAUACCUCUUCAACUGGGGACUGACCUGAUCAGUACAUCAUAAGUAGCUCCGAGCUGGUUCCUUUACCCUGCCAUUAGUGUUUUCCAUAGACACAUUAUUGUGUGCAUGAAUGGCGUUUGCACCGUUUCGUAUAAUACUCAAAUGAUCCGGUUUUAACAUUCAAAAAGCCGAUAUCAUUUAGCUCUCCAGCCACUAUAUGUUAUUCGCUUACAACUCCCGGCUGUUUCGGUGAUAAACGUCAUCACUCUUAGUGGAAGGAGCAAUAAAUAUACAUUUGGCUCUCAUGACGUAACCAGCGCCAUAUUCUGUCUCCUAGUAAAUUAUUCUUAAUUCCCUUACAUUCUCUUACAGCAAAAUACACCCGCUAAACAUCCCUAUCUGUAAAUAUCGAUUCUCUGUAUACUGUAUCCAUGGGGUUUGCCUCUUAUACCAAGUUUAUGUGACGUGCAAUACACCCUUUCAGGCCAAAUGUAACGGCUGCUUACUCUGACACUGAAGCCAAAAACCACUUUGUUGUGCUGUUCUGACAAUAAACUUGGUUCUGUUGAA
Spea bombifrons (plains spadefoot toad) is the source of this 2309-nucleotide messenger RNA. It is a transcript of the gene GOT1, whose product is annotated as glutamic-oxaloacetic transaminase 1. Gene Ontology annotation, molecular function: L-aspartate:2-oxoglutarate transaminase activity; pyridoxal phosphate binding. Lineage: Eukaryota; Metazoa; Chordata; Amphibia; Anura; Pelobatidae. Gene Ontology annotation, biological process: L-aspartate biosynthetic process. The coding region runs from base 85 to 1323 and encodes 412 amino acids. The record is from RefSeq and is a predicted model, not a curated record. The transcript is spliced from 9 exons. Gene Ontology annotation, cellular component: cytosol.